UGGUAAUCCACACCCAAUGACUUCGAAUUUGAAAAGCCUUGAAGCUCACUUUGGUUAUUAUUAUUAUUGUUGUUAUUAUUGGGGUCAGAGAUCCUCCAGUUCUCAAAUUCAUUGCACCCCUGGAUAACAUAAGGCUGGAUCACGGCCAGGGACGCGAGGUCCGCUACUGGGUCGAUCAGCCGCUGCAAUCUGCAUUCCAGCACGCCAAGCAUGCAUGCCAUGCGAAAAUUACAAUGCACAAGACCGAGAGGCUUGAUCGCGUGUCACGAAAACGAGAUUAAAUGGGGGGGGGGCUUGCUUUUCUUGCACGAGUUUCGCAUGAACCACUUGUUCUUUUUGCCCCUCGUUUCCCCUCCAGCGCAGAUAUUUAUUCCUACCAUGACCCCACAAACACGGAGCGCAUUGCGACUAAAGAACCAUCGGACUGCUGCCCAAUAUUUAUGAUUGGACAGCAGCCAAAAUGUCGGACGAAAAGGACCCAGCAUUGUCGACGUCGACAUCCCCGCCGAAGUAUUCGAGGUACAGAUCCGUCAGACAGGCUGUGAAGAAGGAGGAGCCUUUGCCAAAGCAGAGCCCAGAGCCUGAGAUGGCGCGCACGAAGAGCAUGUCUCGUUAUCGACGGACAAGACCUGUGGCCACGCCCGAGCAGAUUGCGACCCUGCCGAUGCCCUCUGUUCCUCCAAUCCCUAGGGCAAACGCGCACGGGUUUACUUCGAAUCCUCCUGCGCAGAGAGAUGUGACGAGAAGAGUGACGGAGCCCAUACAAAACCCGCAGAGGCAGAAACGGCUUUCCUCGAACAACCCAGGUCGCCUGCGCCCUCAAGAAACCGACGAUGAACGUAUGCGCCGGGUGGGCAGAGAGGCCCAUGAACGAGAGGAACAACGGCGGAAGGUGCGCAAGGAGCAGGAAGAACAGGAUCGUAUGACUCGACAGCAAAAGGCGGAAGAAGAGGCGGAACUGAGCAGAAAAGCUGAGGAGGCUGCUGCGAAACGACUGGCAGAACAGAAGCGCAAAGAUUUGGAACGGCUUCAAGCUGAGCUCGAUGCUGCUGUUCCUACUUCCCCGCCUCCUCCCACAAGUCCGAGAGAGAAAUUGCGCUUCUUUUCGAGAAAGAGAGCUCAGACGAGAUCGAGUCCGCCACCAAUAGCGAAGAGAGAAUCUGAGAGUACAUCGUUAUCCACUACGAAGAGCAAUGAACCGCCUCGAGGGAUUGAGCAAGGCGGAGGCGGACCGCAGAUUGACGCCCCGGUUUCUGCAUCGAAUGCUGGUGAACGAAGAGUCCUCAUCCGAUGCAAGCAAUCCUCGAUCAAUCUUCCAAUUACUCCCGAAACUACACCUGUCGAGAUCAUCUAUUCCGCUGCCAAUAUUAUGACACAAAAUAUCAAUCCCUCAACAGCCAUUUUACUCGAAUCAUAUGCACCCCUUGGCCUGGAGCGUCGUAUACGUCGAUACGAGCAUAUUCGAGAUGUCAUGAACUCGUGGGAUCGGGAUACACAAAAUGCUCUCUUGCUACAAAAUUCGGAUACUCCCAAAUUCGACAUAGAUCUGGAGACGUCGUCAGUACCAAAAGAAGCCCCACAAUCUGUCACGGUAUAUAUGUACCAUUCCCAGAAACCCGGGAAAUGGAACAAGCGAUAUAUCACCUUACUUCCAUCUGGUCAAAUUUUUAUGUCUAAAAAGACAGGAGCUAAAGCUUCAGAGAAGGACUCCGUCAGUCUAUGCCACUUAACUGAUUUCGAUAUAUAUUCCUUGACGCCUCAGCAAAUACGGAAGAACCUCAAGCCGCCAAAGAAGCAUUCUUAUGCUAUCAAAAGUCAGCAGAAGACAGCGAUGUUUCUGAAUACUGAAAACUUCGUACACUUCUUUAGCACAGAUGAUGUGACACUCUCUGAGAAAUGGUAUACAGCCGUCCAAAAAUGGCGAAGUUGGUAUCUAGUGAACAAGAAGGGCGAUGGGAAGACAGAGAACAAGGGCAAGAAGGUCACAGAAGUGAGCGCCGAACUUCGACCAGGUACAAGAGGAGGACCUACACACACCGUCAAGGUCUCCGUUGAUGAGAAUCCCUACAUGAUAGGCUCUUUUGCACCUCUCAUGAACCUCGACCGCUUCGGCUCAGGAGACGACUACGAUUCUGACGAGGAGAGCCGACCACGCCAAAUCCCCUUCCACCUCCGAAACAGCCUCUCCUUGUCUCCACGAGAAAGCAAACGCCAUCCACCACCAGUCUCCUAUCGCAUGCCACUAGAGGCAGAAGAUCAAUUCUCAUCCUCAGGUUUGCUAGGACGAACCUAUUCUCAACGGCAACCUCAAAGGGAGAGGGACGCCGCAGCAGAUAGCCUAUCAGGGGGUCUAUCCAACGAUCGUGGACUCCUCAAUGGAGGCUCGGGGCGCACAUUCUCCAUGAAAUCGAGUCGGACGAAACGGCCGGAAACAUCAGCGGGCGCAGGAGGUGGACUUCAACGAGGACCGACUCAGAAGAAGCCAAAGCCGUUACUGGAUUUCACUCCGCAGCUUAAGGAGGCGCCGCAGUGGGAUAAGACUGGGAAGGGCCAUGGCGUUGCGGCGCCGGAAGGGAUCCCAUUAGUAGAGGCGGCGACGACGCCAGAUAAUCCAUUGGCUGAUGUUCCAAAGCCGACAGUGUUUAGGAGGGAUCAAGCGAGACCUGCAAUGGCGAGACCUGCUACGGCGAGACCUACUACGUCAGGGGAGGGUGCUUUUGUGAGAGGCGGGUUGGUCAGCGGGCAGAGUGUGAUGAAUAGGGGGAGAGUGGUUUGUGAUUCAUGAUGACGAAGGACUGAUUGAUGUGAACGAGGUGAUGGAUGUGUUCUUGUAUAUUGUGAUAUCAUUUCAGCAUUGGGCAGUGGGCAUUUUAUACACCCUUUCGGUUGAUGUUAGCAUGAUGGUUUGGGAAGGCACCGGGAUGUUGCAUGAUUAUCAAGAAAGCAUUCAUGGCGUUGGACAACCCAAACUUGUAAACCAUCUUGAGAAUUUGAAACCCAAUACCUAGCAUUCGAAGUGGCUACAUUCCUAUCCGCAACCGGUACGACCUCUCACCGUCUUACGACUUGUCUUCAAGCCUUUCACGAUCCCG
Messenger RNA from Hyaloscypha bicolor E, 3092 nucleotides. RefSeq lists its product as uncharacterized. The coding region runs from base 461 to 2785 and encodes 774 amino acids. Lineage: Eukaryota; Fungi; Ascomycota; Leotiomycetes; Helotiales; Hyaloscyphaceae. The record is from RefSeq and is a predicted model, not a curated record. The transcript is spliced from 2 exons.